Xenia sp. Carnegie-2017 is the source of this 1945-nucleotide messenger RNA. RefSeq names its product F-box/WD repeat-containing protein 11-like. The transcript has 12 exons. NCBI's taxonomy places the organism in Eukaryota, Metazoa, Cnidaria, Anthozoa, Malacalcyonacea, Xeniidae. Gene Ontology annotation, molecular function: protein dimerization activity. The record is from RefSeq and is a predicted model, not a curated record. The coding region runs from base 119 to 1663 and encodes 514 amino acids.
UUGAAUUAUUAUGCGCAUGCGUAUAUUGGUACGAUAUUGUAUUUUGCUUUUCGCCUUCAAAGGGAAAGCGAACAAGUGUCUUUGAAAAAAUCUCAAUUAUUUUUGCUUUAUAAAUAACAUGGAUGACACACAAAAGUACACCGAUGAUGAUUUGCCCAUGCAAACAGAUAUCUUGAAUAUGACGACAAUGAAAAAGAAGGUUAACACAAAUUAUUUACAAGAGAAUGAAGAUUGUCUACAAAUGUUUGAAAAAUGGACGGAAUCAGAGCAAGUUGAGUUUGUUGAAAAGCUCCUAUCACGAAUGUGUCAUUAUCAACAUGGACACAUCAACUCCUACUUAAAACCAAUGUUACAGCGCGAUUUCAUCACUUCUCUUCCAGAAAAAGGUCUCCAUCAUAUUGCUGAGAAUAUAUUAUCAUAUUUGGAUGCCAAAUCAUUGUGUGCUGCUGAGCUCGUAUGUAGGGAAUGGUCACGUGUUAUCAAUGAUGGAAUGUUAUGGAGAAAGUUGAUUGAAAGAAAAGUCAGAACAGAUUCAAUGUGGAAAGGUUUAUCAGAAAGAAAAGGAUGGGCACAGUAUUUAACUAAGGGUAAAUGUGAUGAUCCACAAACAAAUUCAUUCUUUCGCAAACUCUAUCCAGAGAUAAUAUCGGACCUUGAUUCAAUUGAAACAAACUGGAGAACAGGCAGACAUAAACUUCAUCGUAUAAGUUGUCAUAGUGAAAAUAGCAAAGGAGUUUAUUGUCUUCAGUAUGAUGAUGAAAAAAUUGUCAGUGGACUACGUGACAAUACAAUCAAGAUUUGGGAUAGAAAGUCAUUAGAAAGUACAUUGGUUUUAACCGGACACACUGGAUCUGUUCUUUGUUUACAAUAUGAUGAAAAUAUCAUUGUCACCGGAUCUAGUGAUUCUACUGUGAGAGUAUGGAACAUUCACAAUGCUGAAAUGGUGAACAAUCUUGUACAUCAUUGUGAAGCUGUGUUACAUUUACGUUUCCAAGAUGGUAUGAUGGUAACAUGUUCAAAAGAUCGUUCUAUUGCUGUGUGGGAUAUGCAUUCACCAACAGAUAUCAUCCUGAGAAGAGUUUUGGUUGGCCAUCGUGCAGCUGUGAAUGUUGUUGAUUUUGAUGACAAGUACAUUGUGUCUGCAUCUGGAGAUAGAACAAUCAAGGUCUGGAGUACAUCAACAUGUGAGUUUGUUCGUACUUUAAAUGGCCAUCGUCGUGGUAUUGCGUGUUUACAAUAUCGUGACAGAAUUGUUGUCAGUGGGUCUUCAGACAACUCCAUUAGAAUUUGGGAUAUUGAAUGUGGUGCGUGUUUGAGAGUUCUUGAAGGUCACGAAGAACUAGUUAGGUGCAUUCGAUUUGAUAACAAAAGAAUUGUGAGUGGAGCUUAUGAUGGAAAAAUUAAAGUAUGGGAUCUGAAAGCCGCAUUGGAUCCAAGGAUACCUCAAAAUGCUUUGUGCGUACGAACGCUUGUUGAACACACUGGUCGUGUUUUUCGUCUUCAAUUUGAUGAUUUCCAAAUCGUAAGCAGUUCCCACGAUGAUACAAUCCUUGUGUGGGAUUUUCUUAACUGUAAUGAUUCAAGUCAAUCGACAAGUAGAACUCUACGUACAGCUUCCAACCCUCCUGGAACAACAUCUAUAACGACAAGUGUGCUGAGGUAGCACAUGUGACUAGCAAGUAUUAUCCUCAACCUUAACUCAUGCAUUCUCUGCUUGUGCAAAUUAACAAAACUGUUUGACAAUGUACAUAUGCCUGUUUCCUUGAUACUGCUAUGAAGUUAUUGACGCGAGCAUCGUUCUGCGAACUUAGACGCUUGCUAAACUAAUUAUUGCCUUUGAAAUAUCCCUCAUUUCAACUUGUGCUGUGCUAAAUGAUAGUCAUAGUGCAGGACAGCUGUACAUAGAAAAUUUAGAAUUAUUGAUAAAGUUGUUUGAUGAAUUUAA